AUGGACCUUCUGUCGAGCGAAGAACGCGUCUCAAUGGAGAGCUUCGCCCUUCUGCGAGUUCUCGGCAAAGGAGGUUUAGGCGUUUUGAAAUAUUCGAAAGAACAAAAAUUAGUUUGGAGGUUGACUCAAAAAAUGUUUGGCUGGAAGCGUUUAUUUUACUGUUUUGAAGUUUCUAAAACAAAUCCUUGGUUCACUGGUUUUUUUCAAGGUUCAUUCUUCAAGUUAAGGGGUUCUACCUGCCUCUCAACACUGAUAACUCGAGUCAAAAGUUCUGAAAUUACUCAAAUAAAAGAGGAAGGCAGAAAGAUGAUCAACGCUCGCUCACCCUUUUCUUAUGUAUGAAUCAAUUUCCAGCCUACGGAAAGGUCUUCCUCGUGCGGAAAAUCGGCGGCAAGGACCACGGGACAGUCUACGCGAUGAAAGUUUUACGGAAAACUCGAGUUUUUGGUGAUUGGAGGGAAGAAAAUUGGUUUUCGAGUUGAGGUUAUGACCAAGCAAAAGACUUUGGAGCACACUAUGGCCGAACGCCAAGUUCUGGAACGGCUCCGCGGCUCGCCCUUCCUCGUCAACUUGUUCUACGCCUUCCAAACCGACACGAAGUUGCAUAUCGUCAUGGGUCAGUCACUGUUCAUACUCCGAAAUAAAAAUAAUACUCUCUGAUUUAGUAUAAAGUUAUUUUCUCAGUUUAAACAGCAUAAAUCAAACAGAAAAAGUAAUAAUUUUCUUGGUAGAGUUCUUCUGGAUAUGAUGUAUUUUUUCAUAGAAAAGUUUAUUUCCCUUUUUUAUUGGUAUGACUGCAGAGUAUGUCCGAGGCGGCGAACUCUUCACGCAUUUGUGCUCUAGGGGCCACUUCGACAUUCCCGCCGCGAAGUUCGUCAUUGCCGAACUCGUCAUCGCCAUCGACAGUCUUCACAAAGUUUCUUUUUCUCUUCGUUCGAACCUCUCUGAAAAGUUUGAGUUGUUUUAUGCUUGGUUAUAAAUGAAUAACAGUCUCUUAAAAGGUAUCUAUCUACCGGAAAAAAAUUCAAGAAAAAGUUCGGAUGCAUUAAUAAGGUUAAAGUGUCGGCUAGUGUAUUUUUUUUUUUUUUAAUAAGGUUAAAGUGUCGGCUAGUGUAUUUUUUUUCUUUUGCCUCUCAUGAUUUUAAUAUUUACAAACAACUUAUCAAUCAAUAUACCUCUUCUUUUCAUCAACUUGGUUCAAAUUUUGAAGAGUUCUAAAUUUUUGUUUUUCAUCCUCAGAAUCCCUUGAGCGACAACGAAAAAAGAAAUCGAACAACUCGGUUUCAGAGAAAAGUCAUUUACCGGGAUCUGAAGCUUGAAAAUAUCUUGCUGGACGAGCAAGGCCACGUCAAGCUGACCGACUUCGGCCUCAGCAAACUUCUGGUCCCCGAAGAACUCGACCGCGCCAACUCCUAUUGCGGCACUAUAGAAUAUAUGUUAGUUUCAUUUUUUUUUCCCCCGUUUUUGGUUUAUAAAUGAAAAUAUUUCGGAAAGUAGAAUUGUGUUAAGGUUGCAUUAUAUGGAGACGUAUUUGAACUUGUAGAGAACUUGGAUUUUGAAACAAAAAGUUGUUCUAAAAAAUAUAACGUGAAACGUGGCACGUCAAAAUAGCUCUCUAGCCAAAAAAAAUCGAAGUUUUUAAAAAUUCUGCUCUCACAAAGUUCUAAAUUUUUAUCAAUCUUAUAAAUCUAAAAUCAGAAAGAAAUCGAAUCAGCUCAAAUUCUUCACCACUUUUCUCGGUAAUCUGAAUUUGUUUUGAGGUCGCCAGAGGUUAUAAACCGACCGGAAGGCGGCUAUUCGGACGUCGUCGACUGGUGGUCCCUCGGCGUGAUUUCCUUCGAGCUUUUGACCGGCUGCUCGCCUUUCACAGUCGACGGCGGGGCCAACACCAGCAAGGACAUUGCCAAGUCGACUUUCCCUCUCUUUGAUUCUCCUAAACGACGGUUUUCAGACGAAUCCUGACCAAGAAGGUGCCUUUUCCCAAAAACAUGAAUCCCGAUGCGCGCGACUUCAUUUCGGCCUUGCUGGAGAAGCGACUCGACAAACGUCUCGGCUUCAACGGCGUUGACGAAAUCAAGAAGUCAGUCAUUUUUUGCCCAAUAUUUAUUUUCACGCUCUAUGUCUUUUUUAGUGUGUCUCUUUUUUCGAUCUUGUUCUCAUUCGCUUUUGAAAAUCAAACUAAAGCCGAUUGCUGAACUAAAUCGUAGAAUUUUUUCAACGAUAGAAAUAAAAAAGAGUUUGGUUUCGAAUAUCCUUGUUCCUCUUUUUCUAUCCGAAUUUCUUCGAGAAAACUCAAGGUUCAUUUCUUAAAAAAACUAGAAACAAGUUUUUUUUUUUCAGUUUAUUGAAGUUGCCAUUCACCUGGACUUUUUUGAACAAUCAACUUUUGUCUCUUUUCCUCAUCAAAAUGCUCUGAAAAAUGUCGGCACCGUGUGGGCGUUGAUUUGUGGACUUCAGACACCGGUUCCUGGCAGACGUCGACUGGACGAAGGCCGAGAACCGGCAGCUGAGCCCGGUGAUCGUGCCGCGCAUCAGUCACGACCUCGACACCCAGUUCUUCUCCUCCGAGUUCACCUCGCAGCCGCCGCUAUACUCCCCCGCCGAGUCUCCUCUCAACGCCAACACCCUCUUCCGCGUCCGUUUCUCGACUUCUGUACAAGCCUCGCGAUUUUCUCUUCAGGGCUACUCCUACGUCUCGCCAUCCGUCAUUUUCGCCAACGACAACGUCAUCGGCGAGGAACUGUUGGCCGAGGAUGUGCAGGCGCUUCUCGCGAACUCCUCCUUUUUCGGAAAAUACACACUCGACCGGUCUGACAAAGGAUUCUUAGGACGCGGAUCUUUUUCUGUCGUCAGGUGAGCCUUCAUAUUUGGAUAUUCAAUUGAAAACGCUCUUCACGUUUGUUGGCUCUGAUUAUUUUGCACCAGUGUGGGGAAAUGUUAAAUCAUUGCCUUAUUCCAUUUUUCGUUAUAUGAUGCAGAAAGGGAGCCAUUUUAGCUUUCUUGAAAGAAAAAGAAAAGUCCUACUCUUUUGCUUUGCAGACGAUGCGAAAGAACAGAAGACGGCGCUGCAUUUGCAGUGAAGAUCGUCUCGCAACGCUUCGCGGUGCAGGCACAGCGCGAAGCUCGUAUUCUGGAAGCCGUCCAAGGUGCUUGCCAAGGGAAAAUAAUCUAGAAGAGUUUUUUGAAUCCUCAGGCCAUCCCAACAUUGUCCGCUUGAUCGACAUGCAUUCUGAUCCGUUGCACGUCUACAUCGUCAUGGAGCUGUUGAGUGGAAAUGAACUGCUUCAGAGAAUUCGAAAACUCGAGAGAUUCACCGAGGUUUCGAAUUCAGAGUACACUUGGGUCGUAUUGAAAAUUUGGAAAACACAUUUUUGGAAGAAAAAAAGGCUUUUCUACACUCUUCAUAGACUCUGUUUUCUAUUCAAGAGCCCCUUUUAAGAAAGAAAAAGCUUAAUUUUUUUUUGGAUAGCCGCUAUUUUCGCGAUUCACGGAAAUUCUAGUUUCUAAGUUUGUUUUGAUGGAUUUUUAGAAAAUCACCUACAGCAGAAAAAGACCUCAUUCUGAGAAAAAAAUUGAUCGACUUUCAAAGAGUUUUUCUAUGCAAAAAUUCAUCUCAUUUUUUUCUGUGGACUCCCCAUCACAAAAAGGUAUCAAAUAGGAAGAAUGUGAGGUUUUGAGAUGGAAGCGGCGGACAUUAUGCGACAGUUGGUGUCGGCUGUCAAGUACUUGCACGACAAGAAGAUUGUCCACCGAGACCUGAAGCCUGAGGUAAUCUAGAAGGCGUAUGGCUCGAUAGAGGACUUGAUCCCAGAACAUCCUCUUCGAAAGCGAAGAGAAAAACGCGCGACUGCGACUGGUGGACUUUGGCUUCGCCCGUCUUUUGCCCAACUCCGUCGAGCAGCAGCUCAAGUCAGUUCAUCGAAAGAUGUACGCGAGCAGGCCGUUCUCUUUUUCUUUCUUCAGAGCUUCUCUGGAUGGUGCGAGAAAAAAAAAAACAGCCAUCCAUAUUCUCCUUUACGAGUCGUUUUCAUAUUAGAACUUUAUCUCGAAUUUCUUGCUGGACCGCUUUUUUGCUCCUAGAUUAGAAAUAACUAUGUAGAAGACGCUCCUCCUGUCUUUUGUGUACUUCCAGUCCGUGACACAUUACAUUUUUAGAUUAGUCGUUUCUGUAGACUUAGUUGCUGUUGUUUCGUCUCACCAUCAACAGAUGCCCUGAAAUCGAGAGUCCCUGAGAUAGAAAUGCUCUGGAUCGCUCAAAUCCAUGUUCACGGAUUGCCUCCAAAGCUUUUCUGGGAUGGCUUGAAGAAAGAGAAAGAGUGUUUCGGUGCAUCUGCUCGCGUCGCAUCAGCUCGUCCCACUUUAACAUGUCGCACAUAUUCGACACCUACACGGAAAUUGACUCUUCUGUCCUUGUAGAAAGAAGUUUUGGUAAAACUUGUGAGAAGCACAGUUUUUUUUUUUUCAUAUCAAGGGAUCUUACACCUCGAGCAAACUCACAGAUUGACAACAUCCCAUAAAAAUAUUAGUGUAUAAAACAACAUUUUUGAUUCAAAAAUUAAUAGUUUUUCGAAUUUCCAUAACUCUGAUUACGAGGUUGAAAGAGAUUUUGAGGACCCCGUGCUUCACUUUGCAAUACGCAGCCCCCGAAGUUCUAGACGUCGGGGACAUGCAACCUGAGUACAACGAGCAGUGCGAUUUGUGGUCUCUCGGGGUGGUUUUGGUGAGUUUCCGGGGCAAAUCGCUUCGAGCUAUGGAAUAAAAGGAACACUGACGGAUUUUAGUUUACGAUGCUGUCUGGCCAAGUACCUUUCCACGCCCGAUCGCGCCAGGAAUCUGCCACCGAAAUAAUGCAGCGGAUCAGACGCGCCGAGUUUUCUUUCCAGGGCGACGCCUGGACCAGCGUCAGCCAAGACGCCAAGGAUCUCAUCACAGGUCUUUCUCAUUUAUCAUAUGAUAACAAUUUCGGAAAAAAAGAGGUUGAAGUUACUCAUAACAUGCUUUCAAAAAAUAAAAAAUAAAACUUCUACAUGAAAUAAAAAUUGUUGUCUUCGUAGAAUGGAUAUGAAACUUUUUCAAGGAAUUUUUGGGCGGCAGAAAUUUUCCUGUAGAGAAAACGAACAUGAAAAAUGAGAGAAACUCUUGGAAUAAUUUCUCAAAUUUCUUACGUAUUUCAAGCUAUCAAUAACAGUUUUACAUAAUAACAGUGCAAAUAAACACGUUCGCUGAGAAAAAAAGGAUGGGAGAAACGAUUUCUGGAACGGACUUGACUUACGAAUUCUUCGUAGGAAUCGUUAAUUAUUACAGAAAAUGGUUUGCAGGACUCCUGACCGUGGAUCCGAAGAAACGGCUCUCGAUGCACGACCUCUGGACUCACGCUUGGCUCAAGUCGGCCUCGAUGGACACGCCUCUGCGGACUCCUAGCGUUUUGCCGACUUCUGCUGGUCCGAUCGCUCUUUCUAUCCCUUUUAUGCUAUUAAUUGACUGAGUCUUCAAAAAAAAAAAACAAAAAGAAGCUUGACUUUCUUUUCUUGUCCCGUUCAGUUGACAGAACUACGAAAAGAUUAAGAGUACAUUUAGGCUCUCAGAGUGUUCGAAAACCUUAUAGGAGUUUCCAGCUUCCCUUGUAAACGAAAUGAUUAAUGAGACCAAUAUUAAAUAGUAGAACUUCUUAGAACUAAUCGCAAAAGUGCGUUUGAGAAUUAAUCUUCAGACGAGACUUUCAACGAAACUCUACGCGCUUUCCUGCACGCCAACCGCGACGGCUUCCACUUGCUCGACGUGACGGCGGCGCCCCUCAUGAAACGACGUGGGAUCAAACGACAGAGCGGCGACAAAGACGCUGCCAAUGGCGCUCCAGCCACUUCGAAGCGGUACAUUCCCGAGAACACAUUCCAGGAAGUGAAUCAUGAGUUGCAGGAUGCCCCAGUUCGAAUGUCUACCGGAGGAGCCGGUCGAGGUCUCUUCCAGUGAAUCUUCGGCGGGAACUUCGCGACCCACGUCUCUCAACAUGGCCUACGAGCAGUACCGCGAGCCCACCGGGGCUAUCCGAGAGACGCGAGGCUCCGACUCCUCCUAG
Molecule: messenger RNA, 6076 nt
Organism: Caenorhabditis auriculariae
Lineage: Eukaryota; Metazoa; Nematoda; Chromadorea; Rhabditida; Rhabditidae
Source: the annotation of a GenBank genome assembly